AUGCCUGAAGAAUUUAAUGUUAGUAGAAUCAACAAAGGCAACAACAAUAACAACAACAACAACAGUAAUAAUAAUAACAACAACAGUAAUAAUAAUCUAUGCAGACCUCAUAUCACAUCAACUCGUCGAAACUUAACCAACAAACCUCCAACAUUAACCACAACAACAAACAACAACAAUAAUAAUAAUAACGUCUCGCAUAGCAACAACAACAAUAAUAUUACUAACAAUCGCAACAACAAUAAUCACAAUAACAACAAUAUCAAUCGGAGCAACAACAACAAUAAUAAUAAUAAUAGUUACUUCAAUAACAGCCUUCACGCUAACAACAACAACAAAAAUAAUAACAAUAACAACAAUAACAACAACAACAAUAAAUCUGAUUUACACAUAGAUUUAGACAUACUUAGCGUCGAGGCAUGCAGUAACAAUCGCAACUGUAACACGAGUAGCAGUAGUAAUAGUAGUAGUAUUAGUAAUUGUUGCUGUAAUAAUAAUAAUAAUAACAGUAACAAUAAUAACAACAACAACCAUAGAAAUAUUAGUAUAGGUAACAAUAGUAAUAACAAUAGCAUAAACAACAGUAUUAGUAACGAUAGUAUAAGCGUUUUGAACAACAGUAAUAACAACAAUAGCAAUAAUAAUAACAAUGGCGAUGACGUAAUCGAUGAUUUCAGCAGCGACGAGAUCAAAAACUAUAAAUACGAGGGCGAUCAGGAUCAGCCGGCGUCGGAGAAUCUUUCAGAGGAUAAGAUCGUUCUCGUCAAUGAAACGGAAGAGAAGGUUCUCAUCAUUCGGAUAUUCUCCAUUCAUCCAUCCCUACCACGCAUACCCUGGACACCUGGCACUGGUCAGCCACGAUGA
Helobdella robusta is the source of this 864-nucleotide messenger RNA. RefSeq lists its product as hypothetical. The coding region runs from base 1 to 864 and encodes 287 amino acids. The transcript has 2 exons. The record is from RefSeq and is a predicted model, not a curated record. NCBI's taxonomy places the organism in Eukaryota, Metazoa, Annelida, Clitellata, Rhynchobdellida, Glossiphoniidae.